AUGUCCUCUCUGCAACGGACUCGCUCCUUGCGUAAACCAACGAUACCACCUCCCGCGGAAAAGACGGUCAGACCUACCGCCACGGAUGCAGCGCGAAGCGGCUCCCCCAGCCGAUUACCAUUGAAGCCAUUCACACAACCUCCAUCCGCCACUCUACCAGGCUCAUGCGCAACAAACACCAUCACAGCAGCGUCGUCGUCCCGGAGCAGCAGGCCUGCCCCGACCCCACCGACACGCUCAACCUCGCUGUCUUCAAGGGCAAAUGGAGCCUCUGCGGGAGAAACGGCCAAGAAGGAGACCUCUCGCUACCCCCCGCCAAGCGGUGCGAACAGAGCAGUGGCCAGGACCCGACCUACGUCCGCAGGCAGCGGGAGCGCAGAACCUGCGCGGCGCGCCCCGACGCAUGUUCGUGCUAAGAGCACGGUGACGAGCCUAACACCCGCCACGUCGUUGCGGCCGCCGUCGAGUGGCCGAGUUGCCAGUGGUGGUAGCCAGACGACGAAGACGACGACGACGACGACGGCAGCCAGAGGCGGCCGCAGUCGAAAUGUAUCCGUGGACAGAGGCCCGUCUACACCCGCGAAGCCAAGCGUCGCACCAACGGCCGCGGCAGCAAAGGCACAACAAGCUCAACCCCGACUGCGACCUGCCUUCUCAACGCUGCAGCAGCACUACUCGCCAGCAAAGUCGCAAGCCCCCAAGCCGCUGACAUCGGCUAUCAUCGCCCCGCCAUCCCCGUCAAAACUACCAGCCAAUAUCGCUGCGUCGGCCGAGACAAGCAGGUUGCAGGCCGAGCUUCUGCAGCUGCACCUCCUCCACCGAGACUCGCAAGCAGUUCAAGCGCAGUGGCACGCCAGCGCCAAGGCGAAACUCGGAUCCCGCUUCGAAGAGCUCAGCCGAGAGAGCAGGGGCGUGUCCGAGAGGGAGAGGUUCGCCGUGGAAAGCGACAACAUCCUCGCUUUGAGACGCUGGGCACGCAGCGGCAGGUGCGGGAUAGAAGAGAAGAUCCAGUCGCUGGAUGAAAUCUUCACCGGGCUAUGGACGCUCAGUGAGCCUGCAGGCCGGUACGCGAGGGUGGUGAAGCGGUUUGAACGCUGGGCCGACCACAUGUGUGACGCGGAGGAGGCGAGACACGAUGCGGGGAGGACGCUGGUCCACGGCCAUGAGUCGUUAUUCGUCGGAGAGCUGGAUGCUGCUUGGAAAGAGGAAUGUGCCGGCCUGACUAGACGUUUGGAAACUUGGAGGGCUCGCCUCGCUGAGAUAGAUGAUUUGCCGACACGGGAGGGCGUAGCUACGACCGAGGUGUCCAGUUUGGAGAGGAUGCUCGCUGGGGCAGGGAACCUCGUGCACGAUAUGCUGACCGAGUUACAUGCCAUGGAGGAGAUUGAGCAGCAGGCAUUGGCUAGGGAGAAUGAGUGGAUUGAGAGGGUGAAUAGGGAGGGCGAUGAUGACAUUGAUACCCCGAGGGCUGGAGCUGUAUGGCGAGUGAUUUGA
Metarhizium acridum CQMa 102 is the source of this 1494-nucleotide messenger RNA. RefSeq lists its product as uncharacterized. Lineage: Eukaryota; Fungi; Ascomycota; Sordariomycetes; Hypocreales; Clavicipitaceae. The record is from RefSeq and is a predicted model, not a curated record.